Messenger RNA from Myxocyprinus asiaticus (Chinese sucker), 2513 nucleotides. RefSeq names its product ATPase H+ transporting V1 subunit B2 (gene atp6v1b2b). Gene Ontology annotation, biological process: ATP metabolic process; proton transmembrane transport. The record is from RefSeq and is a predicted model, not a curated record. The coding region runs from base 83 to 1612 and encodes 509 amino acids. The transcript is spliced from 14 exons. Gene Ontology annotation, cellular component: proton-transporting V-type ATPase, V1 domain. Lineage: Eukaryota; Metazoa; Chordata; Actinopteri; Cypriniformes; Catostomidae. Gene Ontology annotation, molecular function: proton-transporting ATPase activity, rotational mechanism; ATP binding.
AAACACCUAACCACUACUUCGCAUGUGCAGCCGUGUUCUCACGAUUUGCUUCCUAGUGUGAUUUUUGUGGAGUAUAGUCAUCAUGAAGGCUCUUAGAGGAAUGGUGAGCGGGGCCGUGAGCGAAAUAUCGUCUGCUGUUACCGGGAGCAAACACGUCGCCGUUCGGGAAAAUGUGCUCUCCGUCACUCGUGACUACAUUUCUCAGCCGAGAUUAACGUAUAAAACUGUGGCUGGUGUCAAUGGGCCCCUGGUAAUUUUGGAUCAAGUGAAGUUUCCCAGGUAUGCUGAGAUUGUCCACCUGACUCUUCCUGAUGGCACCAAGAGGAGUGGACAAGUGCUGGAGGUCACAGGCUCCAAAGCCGUGGUUCAGGUGUUUGAGGGAACAUCUGGUAUCGAUGCCCAAAAAACCACAUGUGAAUUUACAGGGGACAUUUUGCGAACACCUGUGUCUGAGGAUAUGCUGGGUCGGGUUUUCAAUGGAUCAGGAAAGCCAAUUGAUCGGGGACCUGCAGUGCUGGCUGAGGACUAUUUAGACAUUAUGGGUCAGCCAAUUAAUCCUCAGUGUCGUAUUUAUCCUGAGGAAAUGAUCCAGACUGGCAUCUCUGCCAUUGAUGGCAUGAACAGCAUUGCAAGAGGCCAGAAAAUUCCCAUUUUCUCUGCAGCUGGUCUGCCACACAAUGAGAUUGCUGCACAGAUCUGUCGUCAGGCAGGAUUGGUAAAGAAGUCCAAAGAUGUGAUGGAUUACAGUGAAGAAAACUUUGCCAUUGUGUUUGCUGCCAUGGGGGUCAACAUGGAGACUGCAAGGUUUUUUAAAUCAGAUUUUGAAGAGAACGGGUCCAUGGACAAUGUGUGCCUCUUUUUAAAUUUGGCCAAUGAUCCCACGAUUGAGCGCAUUAUCACCCCUCGCCUUGCGCUCACUGCAGCUGAGUUUCUGGCUUACCAGUGUGAGAAGCAUGUGCUAGUCAUAUUAACUGACAUGAGUUCCUAUGCUGAGGCUUUACGAGAGGUCUCUGCAGCUAGAGAAGAGGUGCCUGGCCGACGUGGUUUCCCAGGCUACAUGUACACCGAUCUGGCCACAAUAUAUGAGCGAGCCGGACGUGUGGAGGGACGAAAUGGCUCCAUCACCCAAAUUCCAAUCCUAACUAUGCCCAAUGAUGAUAUCACCCAUCCUAUUCCGGAUUUAACAGGCUACAUCACUGAGGGUCAAAUUUAUGUGGAUAGACAACUUCAUAACAGACAGAUCUAUCCUCCCAUCAAUGUACUACCUUCUUUGUCUCGACUGAUGAAGUCAGCUAUCGGUGAGGGAAUGACACGCAAAGACCACUCGGAUGUCUCUAAUCAACUGUAUGCUUGUUAUGCCAUCGGGAAAGAUGUGCAGGCAAUGAAGGCUGUGGUUGGCGAGGAAGCAUUGACAGCAGAUGACUUGUUGUACCUGGAGUUCUUACAGAAAUUUGAGAGAAACUUUAUUUCCCAGGGUGCUUAUGAGAACCGAACUGUGUAUGAAACUUUGGACAUUGGAUGGCAGCUUUUGAGAAUCUUUCCCAAGGAGAUGCUGAAGAGGAUUCCUCAGAGUACUCUGGCUGAGUUUUACCCUCGAGACUCCAAACAUUAAUCUUACUUCCUUGCUCAAUCAGUACUUCACUUCAGCCAUGAAUCUGUCUGCUACACUAGAUGUUACUCACUCUAUCUGCUCAAAUCCUAUUGUCUUAGAAGCUGUAUUGAUGGAAUACAAAGCUGUUUUUCAUGGCUUGUUCAUUGCUGCUCUUGGUAUUUAUUUAUUAUGUGAGUGUUGCUUAAUGGUAAAGCAAAUAUUGCGUGAAUAUUGUUGCUACACUGUAGUUGGGAAGAUAUUUGUGUCCAGCUCAAUGUGUUGUGUUUUGAACAAGUGGUGUAUAAUGUUGUACGGGCCAAAGUUUCUCUCAGCCUGCAAAGUUUCUUGGAACAACUGUCAAGACUAUUAGUAUACACCACAAAAAUGCCAGAUUUUUAAUUGUAUCAAAAGUGCCAAGUUGAAGAAUAUAUCAUCUUAAGGUAUUCUAUGAAUUUGUCAUCCUUACAGUCAAUUUACUAUACAGUAUAUAGUACAUAUUGAAGUAAUAAAUAUAUACUUUAUAAUUUGAUUAGAAUGAAAAAAGCCAUAUGUUCAUGGAAUGCAUUCAAAGAGAUAUAAAAGCACAGUGGCCCUAACCUAAUCUUGAAACGAGGAAAAACAUACAUUGAGCAAUAGAUUUUUUAUUUUAUUUUUCAUUUACGAAGAAGGUGCCAUUCAAGUUUGUGAAAGCUAUGAUGUUGGCAUGAAAUUAACUUGCCCUAGUCUGAUUUACAUGAAAAUAAAUGUGUCAUUGUUUAUGGUUGUGUAAACAUAUUUAUUGUAUUUAUUUUGGUGCCAUGUAUAUAUGUACUGUGGUAAAAUGUGUCAUAUCUUAAGAAAUUGUGACUUUAUGCAUGAAAGCUAUAUUGGAAAUGUGUUUGUGAGCAUUUGCUUCAUGAAAUAAACUUUAAUGUGAUAUACA